This is a messenger RNA of Myripristis murdjan (pinecone soldierfish), 2262 nucleotides long. It is a transcript of the gene tmed2, whose product is annotated as transmembrane p24 trafficking protein 2. Bases 197 to 802 code for a protein of 201 amino acids. NCBI's taxonomy places the organism in Eukaryota, Metazoa, Chordata, Actinopteri, Holocentriformes, Holocentridae. The transcript has 4 exons. The record is from RefSeq and is a predicted model, not a curated record.
CCGUUUAAACCCGUACGUGGCAGUUAGGGAGCAGCCUAGCACUGCGCGCUGCCGCCGCUGUCAAUAUUUUGCUGUGUGAACUCUUAACCUGUGACUUUGUGCAUGCAUCCCUGUGAAAUAAAUCGAGGCAGUUAUACUCUUUAAAAAAUAUAUAUAGAAGCAAUCGCCUUACCGUCAGCCCGGAGAGAAGCGCAGCAUGUUCACGGUGUCGGAGCUCGUCGUGCUCUUGGCCGUCUUGUGUGCCACCGCGUCCGGCUACUUUGUUAGCAUAGACGCCCAUGCCGAGGAGUGCUUCUACGAGCGGGUGAACUCCGGCACCAAGAUGGGCCUUAUGUUUGAGGUAGCUGAGGGAGGCUUCCUGGACAUCGACGUCGAGAUAACAGGUCCCGAUGGCAAGCAGAUUUACAAAGGAGACCGGGAGUCCAGUGGGAAGUACUCUGUGGCAGCUCACAUGGAUGGGACGUACAAAUUCUGCUUCAGCAAUAAGAUGUCCACCAUGACACCCAAGAUUGUCAUGUUCACCAUCGAUAUCGGAGAGGCACCCAAAGGCCAGGACAUGGAGACAGAAGCUCACCAAAACAAGCUGGAGGAGAUGAUCAAUGAGCUUGCAGUCGCUAUGACGGCUGUCAAGCACGAGCAGGAGUACAUGGAGGUCCGCGAGAGGAUACACAGAGCAAUCAACGACAACACAAACAGCAGAGUGGUGCUGUGGUCGUUCUUCGAAGCUCUCGUCCUUGUGGCCAUGACGCUCGGACAGAUCUACUACCUGAAGCGAUUCUUUGAAGUACGGCGAGUGGUUUAGUGUGCGAAGCGAUCCCUCUGUUGUGCCCCACCAUCCUCUCCAACACCAAGACAGUUAUUUACACUUUGGAAACGAGACUGGCUGUUUUCAGUAAAAUCCUUAAAAAAAAAAACAAAACAAACAAUUGAAUCUUAACUAUGUUUUGUUCUCCUGUGACCCAUUUGGUUCCACCUUUAUAAAUGUGGUUAUUAAUAGUUUUACGUUUUCAGGGAAGGUCCAAAACAUUAUUGGAUUGAUGUCAGUUGGGUUUGCAUUCGUUAAGUUUGUUUUUCUACAUUCACUCAACCAUCAGCUACGUGCAGUUUUAUGUCCAUGUGAAUGACGAUGAGGCUCAUAAUUUUCUGUGAAGUAAACAAGAUGAAAAAUCUGCGCACUGAUGAACAGGCAUGCCACCACAGGAGAAUGUAUCCCUUCUUAUCCUGUUUCCAGGACUCUUUUACAAUGCGAAAAAUGGCAAACAUGAAGAAAGAAUGCAGCAGCCUGAGGUUUGAGUGGCCACGGGCUUGUUAGCAAGAGUCUCAACUGUGUUACACAGUUUCCAACUAGAUAUAUCAUCUCUAUACAUUGUCUGUAACAACAAAUUGCACUCCUGGUGAAUAAGUGAUUAAAUUAAUAAUUUUUAUUGUAGGUGGUCCUCAAGGGAAACUAAAGUUCCUUUCCUUUUUUUUUGUUGUUUAGUAGAAAUCUAUGCCACAUGAGGCUUCUGUGGAUGUUUUUGUUAAUAGGCAAUACAAAGAAAACGUUUGACUCCUUUUGUAGUUCAGAAAAAUUACAAAUGGGUCAGUGGUUUGCCAUAUUUGCCCUAUGAUUUCACCAGUUGAUUAUGGAUUUUCAACAGUGUAAGUUUCUAAGACAUCCUGCUACUCCGUAAUCCCCUGAAGAGUUAGUGUUGGGCCGGAUUUAAACUGAACUACUGUACUUGGGUUGUAACGGCGAAGCCAAGGAAGAAUACUGAGGAGAAAUACUGAAAUACAUGUUACAUGAUUGAUGCUGGGUUGGGGGAGGGUAACAUGAAACCCAAUGACUGCUGUGUGCUUUAGUUGCUUUUACGAUAGUAAUUUUGUUGGGGUUGGGAUUUUAAGUUAUGCGAUGGCAAGCAGUUUUAUACUGUCUAUUUUUCCUGGCGUAUAUCCAGUAGGGUGUUACAUUUGUACACUGAGGUGCCUAUGAAUUUCACAUGAAUAUAUCUUUGUGCUCACAAGCUAAAGAACUUUGUCCAAGGUAUUCGCCCACACAUCACGCAGAGGUUUACACCUGUUGCAUUUUACUGAAUAUACCCCAGUUUUGUACUAUACCUGCCUGAAUGCACGUACGGCUGCACUCAGGCAGGUGUGACCGCUCUAUACAGUCUCUCCUUUGUGCGAUUUAAAAAAAUAAUCUGAUCAGUCAAUCUGUACAAAUGUAGAAUGUAUGUGGAAAAAUCCCCAAGUUUCAUAAUAAAUCCAAUAUUCUGUAAAUUU